Molecule: messenger RNA, 2751 nt
Organism: Phytomonas sp. EM1
Lineage: Eukaryota; Euglenozoa; Kinetoplastea; Trypanosomatida; Trypanosomatidae
Source: the annotation of a GenBank genome assembly
AUGAGCUCAAGCGAUGACGAGAGUUGGAUGGUUCCCCUCAGCCAGCGGGGCACCCCUGCUCCCAACCCCGCCACGGGGGGGAUGAUGCUCGCUCGUCAGGAGGCUCUACGCCGCCAACGGACCUCCGCAUUGGCGACGAAACCACCCCCGCAACCACCCUCAUCGCAGCUUAAGCAGCAACCAGGGGGGGUUUCCUCCGCUGCUCGUGGAGGAGCGCCGCCGGCGGAGUCGUCGUUGCCCGAUUUCCUCCUCGAUGAUGAUGGUGAGGAGGGGGGGAAAGCGGGGGUGGGAGCGACGAGGCCGCCACCGCCUCCAGACGUGAGGGGGGCCGAGGACGUCGGGGAAGCGGAGCUGCGCGUGAGUGAGGAGAGCGUCGAGCAUCUUCGCCGUCAGCUGGAGGCGAAGAAACGGUUGCUUCGGUCGAAACGGGAGAAGGAAUCCGCUUGGAUAGAUAAGUGGCGCGCCGACAAAGCGCAGCGGCAGGCCGAGAUCCGGCAGAUCGAAACCAAGCUGAGCGCCGUGAAAAACUCCGUCGAGGAGGCGAAGGCCCGCGCGGAGGCCGAACUUUCCCAGGCCGAAGCCAGGUACGAACUUGAGAUGCUGGAAGCGCGGCGGCGGAUUGAGGAGGAGGUAAAGUCCCAGUUCGAGCCGCAAAUAGCGGAGUUGCAGAGCAAACUGGAGGCCAUGCGUAAGGAGGAAGCAGAGCUUCGGGCGCAGCUGGAUGCGCAGGGCGGUGCGAACGAUCUGGUUCAGAACGCGAUCACCGCCGCCGUUCGCACUAUUUUGCAGGGGAUCGAGGAAAAGUUCUCGAAAGAUGCUCUCAAAUCGGAAGAGUGGAUUAAGACGGUGGAGCAACUGGUGCGUCAUGAGGUCCGCUCUUCCCUUGCGGUCAGUGCGGAUAGCGAAGCGCAGUCUGAGCGCGAGGAGCAGAAGAAGAACUUUGCCGAUAUCUUAGAGUUUUGGCGCCAGGCCGAGGAGGAGGUGCGAGAUCGCACACAGAAGAUGGAUGAGGUUCUUUUAUCCGAUCUUCAGUCGGCGCUUCACGAGGAUCUCGCGCGGCUCCAGAAAGAGGAGCUUAGCAUGGAGGAGGUAUACAUUAAAUCGCGUGAGGCGUGGGCGUCGCAGCACCAGGCGAUGCUGCAGGCUGAGGUCGAUGCCGUUAUCCAGCGACGAGAAGCGGAGUUCGCCGAGUAUCGUAAGCUGCGCGAUCAGAUCCACCUUGAGCGCGUCGCUGGGAUCGAGCACCGACACCAGCAGCAGAUGAGCCUGGAGGAUCGCAUGCAUAAAGAGGAGAUGGAGCGGCUGCGCGGACAUUUCGCGCAGGAGGAGCAUCUCAAUGAGGAGCGGCAGCGCAUCGCGGUGGCGGCUCAGCAGGAUAUCGCGAAGGCCAUGGAGUCUUUUAAGGGCGUAGCCGCCUCCAUGGAGGCAGUGCUAACCUCUUUAAAGGAUUAUCGUGCGUGUGUGGAUGAGGGCCGCGCCGCGCUAGAGUCCGACCGCCAAGCGGCUUUAACGGAUCGUCAGAAAACGCUCGAGUCGGUUCGCGAGCUGGUCACAUCCCUGCACACGACCAUCGACGCGGACUACCGCAGCCUCAACGAAGCCUCCUCUAAACUCCAGCUGGCGAAGGAGCAGAUGGAGGAGCUGAUGCGGUCGGAAGCGGUGUGGUUAACUCAACAGGAGGCGGCCUACACGAAGAGUCGGGAGAGCUGGGAGCGGGAGUAUCGUCGGUGGAAGCAACUAGUGAAGCAGGAACGACAUAACGUCGAGGAGCGCUUUUAUGAGACACUAGGUGUGUUGCGAGAUAGCGUUGCCCAGCUCGGCGCGGAAGAGCAGGAAAUUGAGGUGCAAUCGGCCGCCAUGAAGCGUGCGUUUGCCGAGAUGGAAUCCUCCAUUGCCAAGGAUAUUGCCGCUCUCCAGACCAAACAACAAGAACUACAGUCUCGGAAAGAGGCGAUGAGCGGAAUGCUCGGCACCUUAGACCAGAAAGGUGAGGAGAUCACACGGCAAUGGCAUGCUUUACAAGAGGAGCGUGUAUCCCUCGCCUCUGAGUGGGAUGCCUUGCGAGAGGAGGAGUCGCGGCUACAGCAGAUGGCGCACUCAUUGAAUCUCGUUAAUAGCCAAUGCGAUGCAACACGCGCCCAGGCCGCCGCUGCUGCCGAGCACGGCCGCAUCUUGCAGCAGCAUCUAUCGAUGACUAGAGAUGCCGUCGAGCACGGAUUGGGGCGCUCACUUCCCUCAGGUUCCAAUCAGAAGGCGUAUCCCAUCGCACCCGCUGCGCAUGCGGAUCCGUCUCGACACUUACACCAACCCCGAUCUGCGAAUGUUUUGUCCAAAAAGGAUCGACUUCCACUUAGAACGCUUAAGGAAUUGAUGCACAAUCUUCAGAAUAUGACUGAUUUUCCAGAAUUUUUUCACCAAGCUGCUUUCAAUAGUGUUAUCCCGUGCAUCGAGUCUGCAGAUGCCAGGCGAAAGAAAAGGGGAUAUGCGGCGGCCCCACCGAAAGCGAAUGCUAUUGCGUCGUUAAAAGCGCCUGAUCCUCGCAAUGAAGCUGAGAUCGUACAAAGAAGCACUUCAAGACGGAGUCUGAAUCGAUCUACAAGCGCCACCGGACAUCGCAAUUCUUCGUCUCCUUUAACGGAAAUAUCUGUUGUUCUAUCAUCCCACGCUGGGCGUUCGCUAGGGGAAACGUUCACAAAUCUUAUCAGUUUCUCAGAUGCAGAUUCAACCUCGCAUUCCCAGUUUGCUUCAUAA